UACGCGCGCUGGUUUAAUUCCAAAGUAACUGAAAACGAGAUCUCUACGAAUUGCCCUGCCCAUCCCCUCGCUCUCCCGUCACGCCAUCCCUCCCAUGACAUGCCGUUCUGGUGUGUCGUGUUCCACGUUUGCUUGUGCAAUCUCCCAUUCUCACGCGGUGCUUGUGUGAUCUCUCAGUCUUACAGCGCGAGGGCGCGUGUUCAUAGACUAUUCUGCAGCCGAAGCGCGGGGGUUAUACGCACACGUCUCUACAGUGUUAGCAGGUGUUUGCUGUCGUAAUCGCUUGCCUCUGUGUGCGUGUGCCUCUGUGUAGAGAGAGAGAGAGAGAGAGAGAGAGAGAGAGAGAGAGAGAGAGAGAGAGAGAGAGAGAGAGAGAGAGAGAGUUGGGAGAGGUUUGGUUAGUGGUAUGCAGGGAUGAGAGCGCAAAGGAAGUGGGAAUUGACGUGGGGGAGAGAUGGAGAGGGAGAAGGAGGAGAUGAAGAAGAAGAAGCCGAUAUGAGUAAGGGCACGGGAGGGGGGAAUGCAGUGUACCCAGGGAUUGUUGUGGUCUGAAUAGUCACAUAGAUCCGGAUAGAGUCCUUGGGUUGGUUUUUGUGUUUCCCCCCUGUUUCAUUUUUUUAAUCCCCACCAGUUUUGAUGCCUCUGUGAUUACAAGCGAGGGGGAGAAGCAGCACCCGUACUUUAUUAGACUACUUUACGUAUUAGCUCCCGUGGUACCAAAUUAGGGAUAUGAUCGAGAAGAUGGUAAGGACAUGACAAGUGGGAGCAUGAUGAGUGGAGAGGAGCACAGUCGAAGAAAGGUGUUUUCUGUGUCAAUUGAAGAAAAGAAAAGGUACUUUCUGUGACAAUUCAGCGAACUCACAUGGCCUUGCGACAGCAAUAGGUCUGCAGAGAGAUGGAACGAAGAGAUUUCUGGGACUUGGGAUGACUGGAUUUGGAAAUUGACUGGCGAUCGAUGGUUUCGCUAACCCCCCUCCCCCUUUCCUUUUGCCCGCUAAUGAUUAUUUCUUUCACAGUGUUCGCCUUCGGUGAUACCGAGGAGGCAGCGGCAAUAGUCGGACGUCAUCACCAAAGCCCGACGGGGAAAAGUCUUGGAACGAGGCGGUGUGCGGGCUUACUGUAUGGAGAAAAAAGACGAGGGUUGUUAGGUUAUGGGUCUCCGUGCACUUGGUUUUUGUGCUGAUGGUGGUGGUAGUGGUGAUUGUAGGAGAAAGCCAUAUCUACGGGGGUUUCCUAUUUGGGAAAGAAGACGUUAACGAGAGCAGGGUGGUGCUGGUGGCGGUGAUUGUAGGAGGAAGCCAUAUCCACAGGCAGGGUUUCCUAAUUAGUCAAGAAGACGUCAACGAGCAGGGUGGUGGUGGUGGUGGUGAGGUUUCCUAUUUGGGAAAGAAGACGUUAACGAGAGCAGGGUGUUGCUGGUGGCGGUGAUUGUAGGAGGAAGCCAUAUCCACAGGCAGGGUUUCCUAAUUAGUGAAGAAGACGUCAACGAGCAGGGUGCUGGUGGUGGUGGUGAUUGUAGGAGGGAGCCGUAUCCACGGGGUUUCAUUUUAGGAAAGAAAGACUAAGAGGACUGAGUUGAAGAGGAGUACCAUCUCUUACUAGAUUUCUUUAUCCGUCUCCUCUCUCUGCCCUCCUCCUCCUCCUCCUCCUCCUCCUCCUCCUCUUCUCCCAUCUGCGCACGCAGUCGCUCCUCUUAUCAAUAAUCUCUCCAGGAAUCAGCAGUCACGAAUUUCAUGCCCUGAUCCCGAUCUGCGAGUGUGAAGCUCCAUCGCAGCCGAAAUUCGUCAUCGAUGUUUUGCGCUACCCCCCCCCCCCCCCCUUUCUUCUUCCGUCCAGUCGCACCAUUUCAGGGGCAUUGUCGGCACCCACGUAACCUAGCGUUUCCUGCACUCGUUUCCUGUCUAUCCUUUUUCGCAUCCGAUCCACGUGGCUGAAUGGUACACACAUGAGCAAUUGUAAACAGAUCACGUGUGGGUCCUAAGGAGAUCUACAGUAAUUCUCUUUCCCUCGUCGUUUUUUUAGUUUCUCCCGGAGCAUGAUAAUCUCGAUGUAGGCAGUCUAGAGCUCAAGGGCAGAACGGGCCUCUAUACUCUGCGGGUGGGAAGUUUUGGCAGGUUCUGGGCGGGCUAGCAAACAGCCCCUUGAUGGGACUGGCUGGUGCGGAACCAGCCGACAAAUCACGUCUCGUUUCGCAGACAACCGGCCGCCGUCGGUCGGGAUCUUAUACCUUCUCCGAGCUACGUACAGCUCCCUUGAACACGUCACUGAUCGAUUGCUCCUGCAGACAACUACCAUAGCGAACAGGCUACGCAGUUCAAUCUUCUUCUUCUGCUUCUUUUUUGUCUGCUUCUUCUUCUGCGUCUUCUUCUUCUUCUGUUUUGUCUGCUUCUUCUUCUGCUUCUUGGUCUGCUUCGUCUGCUUCUUCUGCUUCUUCUGCUUCUUCUGUUGUCCUGUGAAUCGCUUUUGUGAUGUCCUGCUUGCCCUUGCUCCAGUCCUGCCGUCAUCUGUUGCUGCUGUGGCAUGAUUGUGGUAGCCAGCGCAGCUCUCCUCAUUUCGCGUUGCACUUCUCUCUCCCGCGUAACGAUAGAUAACGAUUGUAUUUAUCGCCGCUCCUGUCUGCUUCUCGCUCUGCCCUACACUUUGGGUCCUUCUAUCGCCUCCCGCGCUCGAUGAAAGACAUAACGGAAAAAAGAGAAGUCAGGAGGAAAAAAAAAAAACGACAAGGUGUACGGUCUCUUUGCUGGGAAAGGGUAUCCGAUUCGAAAAACACAGCGGCGUCAGGGUAUUCCGAUUGUGACUGAGCACUCUCGCGGCACUCGUUGCCACGGCAGAAGAGGAGAAAGGAGAGAGAGAGAGGGGAUUAGGAGGGUAGGGAGGAUAAGUCCGGGCUGUCAAUUUGCCAAAGGCAUCUUCUUCGGUGUCAUCAUGUCAGUGAAACGUCUCCCAUCUAUGUCUCAGCUUCAGAGUCUUACUCCUGUCCUCUGCGAGGCUGAAGAGAAGAACGGAUAACAUCACUAGAACCAGGAGAAAACGGCACUAGAACCAGGAGAAAAUGGCACUAGAACCAGGAGAAAACGGCACGAGGUCUGUUCUCUGGUAUGGCUGAUGAGAAGGUGAAACAUCACUAAAACCAGGAGGAAACAUCACGUGAAUAGUCAGGAGAAACUUCACCUGGAGGAGAAAAGGAGAAACCUAGCAUCACUAGAAAAAGGAGAAACAUCACGAGAAGAGUCAGGAGAAACUUCACCAGGAGGAGAAGAGGAGAAACAUAGCAUCACUACAAGGAGGAGAAACAUCACGAGAAGAGACAGGAGAAACUUCAGUAGAAGAGUCCGGAGAAACUUCACCAGGAGGAGAAAAGGAGAAACAUAGCGUCAGUUGUCAGGAGAAGCAUCAGGAGAAGAGUCAGGAGAAGCAUCAGGAGA
Molecule: messenger RNA, 3425 nt
Organism: Chara braunii
Lineage: Eukaryota; Viridiplantae; Streptophyta; Charophyceae; Charales; Characeae
Source: the annotation of a GenBank genome assembly